Camelus dromedarius (Arabian camel) is the source of this 3432-nucleotide messenger RNA. It is a transcript of the gene SLFNL1, whose product is annotated as schlafen like 1. NCBI's taxonomy places the organism in Eukaryota, Metazoa, Chordata, Mammalia, Artiodactyla, Camelidae. The record is from RefSeq and is a predicted model, not a curated record.
AUGCAGGCCGGCCGUACCUGCCACGCGGACCGGAGGCGGGGUGUGUGGGGAAUCUUUUCCAAGGGAGGCCCCUCCAGAGACCCCCCCCCCCAGGAAGAGAGCACCAAAACACAGGUGCAGGAGCCCCUCAUGGAGCCCCCAGGCCGGCAGCCUCUGCAGGAGCUCUCCAUGAAACAGGCCCCACCUGAGGACUCAAGCAUCCAGGUGGCUCCCGGCAGGCAUGUUCUCUAUGUGGGCCACCUGAACCCUCAAUUCUCGGUGCCUGUGCUCACCUGCCUGCUGCGAGACACCCUGGAGCGGCUCGAGCUGCCGGUGGAGCGGGAGCACAUUGAGGUGGUGCGGCGGCCACGCAAGGCCUACGCGCUGGUGCAGGUGGCCACCCACAAGGACAUCCUGGCCUCCCUGCCCUGGCGCCUGCACACAGCCUUGGAGGAGCACCAGAUCAUCAAGGAGCUGGUGGCCCGCGGGAAGGAGCUGGUGUUGGGGGAGGGCCGGGAUCACUCAACCUGCAGAGAGGUCAGUGAGGAACAGGAGGAGGACAGUGGCCCGAGCCCUGGCCCUAGCCCUGGUCCCAUCCCAGGCUCCAGUCUCCCACCGACCAUGCUUGCCCACCCUCCUACUUGGGCCCUGGCCCCGUGGCAGCGGAGCCCCCAGGGCUGGCCCAGCGGCACACGCUCAGACAGUGCCAUCGUGCACCAAGAGAUCCUGGGCCAGGAGCGCCUCUUCCAGGGCGCCUUUCUGGGCAGCGAGACACGCAAUGUGGAGUUCAAGCGGGGUGGCGGCGAGUACCUGAACCAGGCCUUCAAGCACCACCUGCGGUGCUAUGUGUGCGCCUUCCUCAACAGCGAGGGCGGCAGCCUGCUGGUGGGCGUGGAGGACAGCGGCCUGGUGCAGGGCAUCCGCUGCAGCCACCGCGAUGAGGACCGCGUGCGCCUGCUAGUGGACUCCAUCCUGCAGGGCUUCAAGCCCCAGGUCUUCCCUGAAGCCUACAGGCUCACCUUCAUCCCUGUGGUCAGCACCUCUGCCACCAGCACCCCUCUCAAGGUGAUCCGCCUGAGUGUGCACGCCCCCAAGGCCCAGGCCGAGCCGCAGCUCUACGAGACCGACCAGGGGGAGGUGUUCCUGCGGCGAGACGGGAGCAUCCAGGGCCCGCUGUCCGUCCGCGCCAUCCAGGAGUGGUGCAGGCAGAAGUGGAUGGCUGAGCUGAGCAAGUUGGAGGAGAGGCUGAAGGUGCUGACGGCAGAGAAGGAACAGCUCCAGCAGCAGCUGCAGCAGCGCAGGCCCAUCUCCUGCACCUGCUGCGUCCUGUGAGGGCCCCAGCGCUCUGCCUGGAAGAUGCAGGGAUUUCUUAUUUGAGCCCUGGUCCUCCCAAUAAAACCAGUCUGGGCUGCUCAGAGGUGGAUGGGAGCACUGCACUUCCUGGUUCCUUCAACAAGCGUGCACCCACAGGCUGGUCCCCACGCAGUUUCAGUCCUGAGCAGACCCCGGUGUCUGUAGCUAAGAAAUUGCUCUUAGCACAAUCCCCAAGGGGCCUUACUUUCAGAAAGAACUUAUAAAAACUUGGCGAGAGCUCUCUAUCCAUGGGCUGAACGGUAAGGGACUGUCCCUCUCCCUGAAACACUCAUUUGGCCCAGCUGGGGUCUCUGACUCACAUUGGCUACACAGGGCCAAAAUGGGACUUGUCAUCUGCCCCUCCUCAGAUGGCAAGGCACAUUCAGUAACUGAAGUUAUAGAGCGAACAGGCCACCCUGCAACCCAACCCUGGCUUGCUGGCAUGUGUGACCGUCUCAAAGCUCUUUAAUAAAUGUCAUGCACCCAGAGCAAGAAUGCUUCUUUCUGGAACGCUUGGCUGGUUGGAUGCAGCUGGGUCAUGAGUCCAUGUCUGUCCAGGAGGCCAAGCCAGCCCUGCGCUCCUCCCCCCACAGAGCUAUGGGGAAAGGACCCUCGGAUGGUUGGGUUCCAGUGCAUCUCUGCCUUGAAUACCAGGUACCUUAGGGCAAAUUGCUACACCUCAAGCAGUUUCUUCAUCUAUAGGAUAGCGACAAUAGGCGGGGGGCCAGCUGGUGCCCUGAUUCUCUCCAGCACAUACCAGCACCUGCACAGGAAGGGUCUGACUUCUAUUCCAAGCAAUCUCCAGCCACUGGAAAGGAUUCCUGCACGAGCUACUUCCCCGGCCAUCUCCACCAGCAGACUGAGACUCUAUUAAGCCAUCGUCUGAUCAUGCCACACCUGUGCUCAAAGCCCUCCAAGAGCUCCCCAUCUCAUCCAGAGCAAAGCUGAAACAGUGGUCUGCACAAUCCCCUGCGACCUGGCCCAUCUGCCUCAACAAGCCCUGCCCCUGGCUCCUGCAUUCCAGCUACACUGACCAACUUGUUUCAUGAGCACACUUGCCUCAGGGCCUUUGCAUGGGCUGCUUCCCCUUCUGGAAUGCUCCUCCCUAAGAGAGCUGCAUGGCUCUACCCUCAAGUGGAGUGGAAAGCUAUUUUCCUACCCUCCCUACUGUAAACACACCCCCUCCCAGCACUUCAGUUCCCUUCUCCUGCUUCCAACUUUUUUCUCUGGUGCAGUUGUCAGUCACACAUGCUCUAGGGGAUGGAGAUUUUGGUCUGUUUUGUUCAGUGUUUUAGGUACGGAACCUGAAACAUAGCUGGCAUGGGGUAGAUGCCCAGUAAAUAUUUGCUGAUGAAACAAGGACACCCCUAAAUUUAGGGUCUGAGCUACUAAAACUCAUGGAAACUUGUCAAACAGGGCAUUUCACAGGACUAGGGGUCCACGGAACACACUUCAGUGAUCCCCUUCCAUCCCCCAGCCCAGAGGUCCUUGGCGACAUCCACGGAGUGGACACAGAGAAGCCCCCUGGGCCAGUCACAGCUACUCUGAGACUUGCGUUUCCCACUUACCAAACACACACCAGUUAUAGGGACCAAGUGUGAUCAUGGAUGCCCACCUCCUGACCAGUUACCAACCCACUGAGCUCCCUGGGGUCACCCAACCACAGGGCCUGAGCCAGCUUUUCAGAGGCCACUUAAGAACUACAGACAGAGGGGGUGCAGCUCAGGAAGUCAGACAGGAGCAGCUGCUGAUUUUUACAAAAAUGACUGAAGUCUGAUGGAACCACCAGAUGGGAGACGGGGUUAGGAUUCACCCAUUCGGCAACAUUGAAAGUACCAAGGCCUCUGUGAAUGAAAACAUCUCAGCUCAGCCCAUGAGAAGCGCCGACAGGAGGCAGCAGCCAGGUUGCCCUCAGUCGGGAGGUGGUGUCCCUGUAUGGCCCUCUGGGCCUCAGCGGUGAUGGUGGCCAUGGCCUAGUGAGCAGAGGGUCUCCUUCCUGGGUCUCUGAUGGAGGAGCUGAGCCAAGUGGUGAGAACCCCCUUUCUCCCAAGCCCCCCUUUCUUAAACGUCAACAAAGGCUGCUGACCCCUGACAAGCAGU